This is a messenger RNA of Saccostrea cuccullata (small rock oyster), 588 nucleotides long. RefSeq lists its product as uncharacterized. Bases 145 to 588 code for a protein of 147 amino acids. The transcript has 5 exons. NCBI's taxonomy places the organism in Eukaryota, Metazoa, Mollusca, Bivalvia, Ostreida, Ostreidae. The record is from RefSeq and is a predicted model, not a curated record.
GUGAAUUCUGUUCUAAUAUUUCUUACACUUACUGUGUAUUCCAGUGCAAAGUUCAACUGUACUAAAUCAACAUACUGUACCAUCAUAAUAUGGGCCAAAUGGUCAGAUUGCUCCUCGGGAUGUGGACAAGGUUUAAGGUAUCGUAUGCCUGGCAUGUGUUGUCCAAACGGAGUAACUGUUGAGACAAUUUUUGAGGAAUGUGCUGUAAAAUUGUGUAACAUGACGGAGAGUGAUUACAAUCAAACAGAGGUCUGUCAGUCUGCGGACAAGUGCUCUACAGCUACACAACAAACAAUACCGUUAUCAACGAAGCUGUUCUCUACAACUACUAGAACCAGUCCUCCUACCAGAAGUACACAGAGACCUUCAACCAUCACAGAUGUGGUUUCUUUACCACUAACUUCUCGUUCAAGUAUUCAAGCGUUUCCGUCGUCUAAGCAUGGAGAACCCGUUCAAGACAAAAAUUUGGCCCUACCCAGACCAUUUGGUAAGUGUUUCAUAUUGAAUAUUUUAAGGGACAAAACUGAUUUAGAAGAAGCUGCCUAUUACACCAAAGGCAAAUGUAAUAAUGUCAGCAUAGAGGUGUAA